Diaporthe citri is the source of this 336-nucleotide messenger RNA. RefSeq lists its product as uncharacterized. The transcript has 2 exons. Bases 1 to 336 code for a protein of 111 amino acids. Gene Ontology annotation, cellular component: preribosome, large subunit precursor. NCBI's taxonomy places the organism in Eukaryota, Fungi, Ascomycota, Sordariomycetes, Diaporthales, Diaporthaceae. Gene Ontology annotation, biological process: ribosomal large subunit assembly. The record is from RefSeq and is a predicted model, not a curated record.
AUGAGCAGUCCGAGCAGCAAGCAAAUGUCCGACAAGGACGUCUCGGCGGCGUUCACCUCAUUUUACCUUCAGCGGGCGACCAAGGAGUUUGCAGAGGACCUCGACAAGAUCCGCAACGCCGACGACUUCAAGAGCGACGCAAUUCCCACCCUGGUCAGCGCCUUAUCCCAGGGCACUGCCAUGUUCUCGCCCGCAGACCAGCGCAGGAUCGUCACGGCGGAGGGUUACCCCUGUGGCAUGACACCAGAAGCGGCGUGCUACACAGAGUACGCAGGCGGCGGGACGGGAUUUGGGCUUCGGAACCCCAUACAAAUCUUCUGGCGCCUGUCACCUUAG